AUGUCGGCGCUGAGGGGGCGCGGAGUCGGCAGGAAGGGGCACAGGAAGGCGGUGGUUCGGCGGGACUGGGAUAGUACCGUCCAUGAUUUGACAGUCCACCGUGCAACUCCUGAAGAUAUUCUGCGUCGCCAUGAAAUACACAAAUCGAAAAACAAAGCACUGGUGCAUCUGGAACUGCAAGAGAAAGCACUGAAAAGAAAAUGGAAGAAGCAAAAACAACUGGCUGCUGAUUCCUUGGAGAAAAGGAAAUUGGCUCUGAUGUGUGAGAUUCUGUCUGAUCAAUACCAAUUGCAAGAUGUAUUGGAACGAUCUGAUCAGGUUAUGGCUGUGGCAAAAGACUUGCUUGGGAAUGCUCCUCGCACGCGAACAGGUUUCCCUAAUGUAACAAUGGCUCCUAACUGUGACCUAGAAUCAUCUCAAGGACCCAUUGUGCAAAAAUUUGAUCCUUCCACUCAGCUUUCCAUCCUUAGUGAAUCCGUCAUGGAUUCCCAGGCUCUCAAUGAAGUGGAAGAGGAAGCGUUACCAGAUUGUCAGUCAGAAAAUGGACAACAUAACACUCCGAAUUUCAAAUCCAGCAUCAGUUCUGACAGGCUACUUCGAUUUUUGAGAGAAGAAAACUCCCAUGUCAAUUCUCAGUUGUGGGCUGAUAAGGAUAUGAGAAAAACUACCUUAUCACAGGAAACAAAUGUGCCUUUGACUCCAGCAACUGUUUCUCCAUCAUUGGAUCAGUCAGCCCUCAAUGCUACCAAUGUAGUAAAGAGAAUCCAUUCAAGACUUCAGAAUGAUGACAAUGAAGAGACUGUAGAUGCCACUGACACUGUGAGACAAGUGCUGAACCCGAACUCAAGGAAACAGAAGCAAAUUGCAGUAACAGUGAAAAGAAAACAAGCUGUGCAGAACUCUGCAAGACAAAGGAGAGGUGGUUCUCCAGGCAAUUCAAUCCCCAUUGACCUUCAGAGGGACAACAGGUCUGGCCUAGACAUUCUCAACCGCAUGAUACAUGACGUGGAGCAUGAAUUGGAGGAGUAUGAGCGAUGUACAGGUCGUGAGGUUCAAAAAACUGAAAGAAGUGAAGGCCUCACUGGGUUUACCUUGUCACUGGUAAACUCGCUCUGUCGUUUGAUGCGCUACCUCAGAGAGAGUGAAAUGCAGCUGCGUGAGAAAGAGGUGAUGAGGCAGCACCAUGAGCAGAUGUUGAAUGAACAUAGAGAACUGAUUGAUGCUCUGACUGCAGAAAUACUUCUACUGAGGGAAGAAAGCACUGCUAUACAGAAUAAGCUUCAGCAAUACAUGACAGUAACAGAUGAACAGCUUAUUUCUCUCACACAAGCAUUUAGAGGCCUCCCUUUGGUAGAACCUACAAGAGAACAAAGUCCAAACCAUUUUGGAAUUGCAAGCAGCGGAGCAGUGGAUGGCCAAGAAAAACAUGAUUUGAACUAUUCUGAGCCUAGGACUGAUGCAGGCAACAGAGAAAAUAGGCUGAAAUUCCCACAGGAAGAACUUCCUUUCAAGUUUUCCCUGAGGCCAGGUGCCUUGGAUGGUGUAGGAUCUGGUAGAAGCUUGCCAGCUCACAUCUACCAGCCAGCUGUGCUGUUGUCACCACCUCGCCAGAUGAACAGUCAGGAAUUGUCUCCCCACCAGCACAUGUUUACAGCCACUUCUAAUUCUCCUGAAAACACCGAAAGAGAGCCCUGCAAGGAAAGGAGCUCACCUUCCUCCCUGAGAACACAGAGCACAACCGAGGAAAACCAUUUCAUCUCUCAAAGGCAACCAGUUUCUCCCUCAGACAAAGACUUGGAGAGUUCCCACAUGAAAAUCAGUCUGUCCUGCCCAGGUGACACUAGGAAAAACAGCAGAGCUGAAGAGUUAUUUCAAAGUGGUGAUCUGCUGGGACAGAUAGCUGAGCUUACACGGCAGAAUGCUCUAAUUAAAGCUCAACUGAGCAAAUUCAAAGGCUUCUCUGAAGACACAAGUGACUGCUUACAUCAGCCGGACUCAAUACAAAAUGCUAGUCCUGCUCCAGACUCUUCACAAGGACAGACUCAUCUAGUGAUAUCAAAGAGCUUGGAGGAAAGAAUAGCAGAGCUGAAUCGUCAGAGUACAGAAGCGCGUGAUAAACUGUUGCAGCUGAUAGACCAGCAGAAAUUGGCUGCUGCCGAUCUAGUCCCUCCGAGGACAUCUCCUGUUGUGCCCCCAUCCCUAAAUUAUACUGAAAAUGCAAGGAGGACAAUCGAAGUGUCCAUUCCCAUGGCAGUUGCUAUGGACGGCUCCAAAGAAGACAGUGUUUCCUCUACCAGUAUGACCAGUAUAAGAAGGUCUGUAGGUGACUCUAGUAAAUCUUCUUCACCCCUAAGUGACACGUCAGAAAGUGUGAAAUUAGUUCCGAUCUGCCAAAGGUCAAAGGUGGAAAAGCAAAAAGAAGGCGGCUGGUUUGCAUUGUCAACACACAUUACAUAAAGGAAGCUGUGCUCGAAUGUAAUUUUUUAAAUCUUUUUGGUGAAUCACAAUUAGAUCGCAAUGGCCCCAUUCUCCAGUGGUACAGUUCAACUCUAAAGUGCUUUCAUGUCAGUGUUGUUAGUAUAAAAAAGGUCCCUAUGCUUAUUGUAUUUGUGCCAUACAGAACACUCCAGGAAGUCCUUGGAGUGAAUUUCUGAACUGGCCAUGCUGCUGCGAUGUUGCCUGGUUUCACUGAAUGCAUCUUUCACAUGAUGGUGUACCAAGGCUGCUGCAGCAAUACCAAUGAGCAUCUGAUAUCUGUAUUGGAAAUGCUGAAGACUGGAAGUUGUAGCAAAUACACGUGAAACUUUCUGGAGCACAUAUUUGCACAAGAUAUGGGAGUGGAAAAAUCAAGAAAAGCUGAGAUGAGAGAAUGUUCCUAUGGCCAAAAGCAGUCUGGAGAUUAGGGAGACAGUCUGUUCCUGAUGGAUAAGAAUUUGCAUCGGAAAUAGUGUGUUCCUUCUGUGGUUUACUGUUGCUCCCAAAAAUUGUGUUUUCUGUGCAGUUGACAUAUAGGGGAUUACAUCUGGACUUGAGGAUUGCUUUCAUUUAAUAUUUUAAUAGUAAAUAUAAAGUGACUACUUGAAGUUGAAAUCAGAAUCUCUGCUUGCUAUAUACUAAAGAAUGCUCUUUGCAACAAUAGGAAGCUGUACAAUUGUAUUAAGCUGCUUUGUUUUGUGUCUGUAUAAUACUCUAAUGACUAUGCUUUUACAUAGUUUUUCUUUAACUUUUUAAAGUAGCCAUUGUUGUAUUAUUAACAAUAAAAUCCAGGACUGUGAGGAAAUGCUUAUAAGUCUGUUCCCUACAGUGUAGGUAAUCUGGGCAAAAAAACUUUGUAAAGGAGAUGUGAAAAAUGAAAAAAAUCUGCAAGUCUGGGGAAGAAAAUAUCUGCAAGUCUCAAAACCAGAUUUUGAGUAAAGUUGUUUUUAACAUUUUUCCUUUCUUAAGAGUUGUUUGCCCCCAAAGAUAUCGAUGGGGUGGGGCACUGAAAGAGGCCAGCCAAUAUCCUUUCAAUCAUUUCAGUUUUAGGAGAAUGAAGAAAAUAUACUUCUUUUCCUUUCCUCCCCCCUCCCUUUUCUUUUUUAUUAAGAGGGGAGACAUUUCUUUUAAACAGAUUUAGAAAAUCUAAAAAUUAUGGGUUCCAAAAGAGGACCUGUUCAAAUAUUCAUUGACAUUUCUGCUAUUUUUUUUUUCCAGUGUUAACUUUGGGAAGUGAAGAAAGCUCAUAGUCCUGUGUUUUGUGAAGUCAAAGUUAAAAUCGCUUGGAAGAAACACCCCAACUCAGGCAGAGGCAGGAACGAUCUACAUAACUGUAGCAUCCACGCAUUGUUUCUGACUUCCUCCAAGCUAGUUGCUACAAAUGCUUUGUAAUGUCUGAGAUAUCCUUAGGAAUACAGGAUUGGAAUUAAUCUUUUGGGUCAUCAUCUGGUUACCUUAACUAGGAAGCUGCUCUAUCAAGUAACUACUUGUUUAUUAUAGCUGCAUUCCAGUCUUAAAACCACUGAGUGAGAUGAGAAAUGCUGCUGGUUUUCCUUUGCAUGGUUAGUUCUGAGUCUCUUCGAGAUCAUGAAGACUCAGGUUGAGGAGGAAUGAAGGUUCUGCCUCAGAGUCAGGACCAGUGAAGGACCAGUUGACCCAUGAAGCAGUGUCUGUGGUGCAGAGCACCCAGCUGGUGGCCAUCUGAAGCAGUGGGACUGUGCAGAGCUCCAGCUUCCAAAAGCCACAAAACUGUGUUCAAACUAGUAGCUCUUUUCUCUCAGCACAGAUGACCAGCCCAGGUGCCGCCUUGCACUGAUGUGGCCAGUCUGGUGCCAGAGCUCCCUUUCAACACAGACUUAGUGCUCUGUGCUCAUCCCAAAAGGCAGGAACAUGUCCUUGGGUGUCUUUGGUCACCCUCCUACCAAUUCCUCCGCAUCCUGAGACUGGGGCUAGGCAGCUGUCUAGGGGACAGGCUGGGAUCACGUGAGUUUCAUGGCUAAAAAGAGCUGCAGCUGGGAUGCAGUGGAAGUGUGUUUGCUGGAGCUCCAUAGGCAAGUAUAAAGCUGAAAGCAGUUGCUGGGACACUGUGUUACUGCUUGGGUUGGGUUUUAUUGCCUAUUCUAGACCAAGCAACAAACUGCAGCUGUCACCAGCAGUAGCACAUCCAAUUUUUUAUAUCAGAUGAAGGAGAAGGUUUCAGGGCUUCAUUUUAUCUUUGUUUUUUUCUGUGGUGUUAAAUCAUAGAAAGACUGGUAUUACUUAGUCCAGUGCUCUCUGUACAGUGUGUUCUAUUGCCAAAGGCUUCCUGAUUUUGCAUAAUAAGCAAUUUACUGCUUUGCUUCCUUUUUUCGCAGACCUUUCAUGUUCUUCCUUCUUGUCUUAAAUGUCAGCAGAAGGACAUUUGGUAAGGACAGUAUUAAAGAGCAGGUACAAAGAAGAGCUCUGCAACCUUUGUUUUCUCUCAUCCUCCUCUUUUGUCAGGUGUACCAUGUAGGAAUUAGUUUGAAAAUGUUUCCCUUGGACGCAUGGGAAAGUUUCCUGCACGUAUUUUGAUUAGAAAAUUCUAAAUUAAAAACUUCAUUGCAAAUAGCAGUUUCAUUUUAGUUUUGGAAAUGGGAAAUCUCUAGGUUUGCUUCUUGGGUUUAUGAUUGUUUCCUCUUUCAUGGUAAUCUGUACAGUGUGCUGCCUCGUUUGGGCUUUAUUUUGGUUUUGAAAUAUUAAAUAGUCUGAAAAUUCUGUAGGUCUGAUAUUGUUGUUUCACAUGAAGGCUUAGGAGGACAUGCAAAGUCCGUGGGCACUUUUUGGAACAGAAGAGUCCAAAUGGGAGUGUUUCCCUCUGAAACCUUUAGCUAUUCAGAAUUGCCAAGUCCUUGAAGAAGGCAAUCUGACACUGUUGAUUCAUGUUGAUUCUUGGCUUGUAUCAGAAACGGUGUGACCAGCAGGUCCAGGGAGGUUAUUCUGUCUCUGUACUCGGCACUGGUGAGACCGCACCUUGAGUACUGUGUUCAGUUCUGGGCCCCUCACCACAAGAAGGAUGUUGAGGUUCUGGAGCGUGUCCAGAGAAGAGCAACGAAGCUGGUGAGGGGGCUGGAGAACAAGUCUUACAAGGAGCAACUGAGAGAGCUGGGGUUGUUUAGCCUGGAGAAGAGGAGGCUGAGGGGAGACCAUAUUACUCUCUGCAGCUACCUGAAAGGAGGUUAUGGAGAGGAGGGAGCUGGCCUCUUCUCCCAAGUGACAGGGGACAGGACAUGGGGGAAUGGCCUGAAGCUCCGCCAGGGGAGGUUCAGGCUGGAUAUCAGAAAAAAAUUUUUCAUGGAAAGAGUCAUCGGGCACCGGAACAGGCUGCCCAGGGAGGUGGUCGAGUCACUUUCCCUGGAGGUGUUUAAGGAACGGGUUGAUGAAGUGCUUAGGGACAUGGUUUAAGAGAGUGUUAGGAAUGGUUGGACUCGAUGAUCAAGUGGGUCCUUUCCAACCUGGUGAUUCUGUGAUUCUAUGUUGUCCAGGUGAGUGUUCAGUUGGCCACCCCUGAUGAUGAAGAUGUAGCCUUACAUUUCUGAGGUGCUGGGAACUGUUGCUGUUGUGCCUUUUUAACUGUGGAAAUAAGGAGGUCUCGCUUACAGCCUGAAGAACCUCUGUGAUCACAGUACAGAGAAGGGAACCCUACUAUGACAAAAUAAGCUCUAAUUUAAGGAUCAUAGAAUCCUAGAAUGGCCUGGGUUGGAAGGGAUGUUAAAGCCUAUCUAGUUCCAACCCCCUGCCAUCGGCAGGGACAUCUCCCGUUGGACCAGGCUGCUCAAGACCCCAUCCAACCUGGCCUUGAACACCUCCAGAGAUGAGACACCCACAACUUCUGUGGUCAACCUCUUCCAGUGCCUCACCACCUUCAUUGUGAAGAAUUUCCUCCUAAUGUUGAGCCUAAAUCUUACCCUUCCAAUUUGAAGACCUUCUUCCUCAUCCCAUCACUCCAUGUCCUUGUAAAAAGUCCCUCCCCAGCUCUCCUGUAGCCCCUUUCAGUACUGGAGGCUGCUGUAAGGUCUCCCUGGAGCCUUCUCUUCUCCAGGCUGAACAACCAGAACUCCCUCAGCCUGUCCUGAUAACAGAGGUGCUCCAGCCCUCAGAUCAUCAUCUGGGCCCUUGGAGAGGAAGGAGCAGAGCUCUAUAGGUCAAAAAUAUUGGGAUAUUUUACUACUGAAAGAUGUUGUAUCAUCUUAAUGAGUUAAUAAAAGUUUGCUGCUUUAUUUAUCUUAACUUUUUUCAGGACUUUUUCUGAGGCUGAAAUCUUUGUAUAGUGCAAUUAAUUUAAAUGCCUCAGGCCAAGUGAACCUCAUGGUAUCCGAGUGUCUUUGGCUUCUGCCAAAGUUUGGGAUGCUUAUAUCUGCAAUUUGUUUCUUUAAGAAUGUGAGGUAUAAGGAGUUUUGUGUAAGAAAGGAAACUUCAGGCACACAGGAUUAGAGAUGGUUCUCCUGAGAGCUAGAACACUGUCUGGAUAUUCAGAUUGGCUGUGACACACAUAUGUCGCUUUGCAGUGUCUGUAGUGUAAGAUACAACCAUUCCCUUGUGAUACCUGCAUGCAAUCAUACUGAGGACCAACAAGCUGCUUUUUCAGAGGGUCAUCCAUACAUUUCCGAAGGCACGACUUACUUUGUGCCUUUGAAUGGAAAUAUUGUAAACUAUUAAGGCUCAAUGAGGAAUUACAUGCAGCAGCACAACUCCCGUGUCUCUCUAAAUCUAGUCUCUGCACAACCCUUAUUGAACUCGAUGUUCUAAGAACAAGACAUUCUGUUCAAGCACUCAGGCUUGCACUUUUAGCCUGCCACAGUGAUAAAGCUAUGCCUCCAGGGACACAGAUAGCUGAAGUUUAAAGAAUGGAUCUGCUGGAUGGAAAAAUAUAUGUCAUUAUGUAUUUAUGGAACAGUUAACCUGAGCAUGGGCAAGCCUGCACUGUGCUGCACUGCACAUGUGCCAUGGCAUUCAGGCUGCCUGGCGCUGCACGUCCCAUUUGGCAGCAGGAUAAGUGCAGCCAGCUUAUCGUAACGAGUGAGCUUGCAGGCAGCUCCCACUUGGCAUCAGUGAUUGCACCAUCUGCGUGGCCUUGCCUUUUUAUCUAAAAGUGCAGCAAGAAGUUCCUACACAAACUUCUUCCUUCUGUAGAAAUGAUUAACAGAUUUUUUUUUUCUUCUAAGUAAACCAUAUAGUAGCUUCAUUAACCAAAAAGGAGCUUCUGUCCAUGGAUGCGACCUGUGCAGCAUGCCAUGGGAGAAAUCCAUGCAGGGUUCCCAGCAUCUGGGAAUACUACAAUAAGAUUAUUCUGUCUUAUUAAAAGUUACUUUAUUAAGCCACUUGUCGGGCCUUGCUGAGAUCCAGAAACAACCCUACACCAUCUCUCAUCAUACACACUUCUUUCCUACCUCUUUUAUUUACUUGGGCUGUGCUCCAUUUCCACUACAACCAGCAUUGCUUCUCCUGAGCAGAGGUCAGAGCAGUGCUUCAAAGCUGGAAAAUCUCUGCUGUUCUAUACAUGUUCUAUGCUCGCUUCCCAAAGGUGUUGUAUUGCAUAACAUGGGCACUGCGUUUUGCUAUGAGACUUUACUGGUCUAAUCCCUUGGCUAGACCAAGAGGUGGCUGUCGGGGGCAGCAGGUACAGCUCUACGAGUGCUUGCUGUCUUUAGCCAAGACGAAAGUGCAGGCACAAAUAUGGCUGCCCAUUCUGCAGGGCCACCUUGAAUGUGGAAUGAGAUAAACAGAACAAAUCUGGAUAGAGAGAGGAAAAAUAAACUACGCCCCCCAAACAGUACCUAACAGAAAACAAGGAUGCGCAGGUUGGCUAGGAGGCACGCAGCUGCUGCAAUCUCAUCUUUGCUGGUUUGGAAUUACAGUUCUGCACCAGAGCAGUCUCUCUGGGAAGAGGCAUGGGAAUAGUUUUUCACAUAUUAAAGAUGUCCCUUCAUGUGAUGCACAUUUAGCAUUUUUCAUAGUGUUUGUUAUCUAAAAGAACAGAGCUCUCCACAAAAGCUUUCCAGUUUUUCUAGCUUGGGAAGCUGAGGCACAGAGCAAGCUGUGGAAAAUGUCACAUUUCCUAGUCCCAGCACAACCACACCUCACCUUCUGGCUGGUGUCAGAGAUACGGUGCCUUGACACUGUGGAAGAUUUACAUCUGAGCAGAUGCAAGGUGAAGGGGUCCUGGGCCACGUCUGCUCUUUGGAAGCACAAAUUGUGAUCAAGAAAUUGUUCAUGGUAUUUAUGUUUCUGCUCUUUAGGUGAGCACAUUGCAUCCUGACAGCUGUCUUGUACACGAUCUUGUCCUGUGGCGGGAUUUGCAAGCCUCCUGGUUUUUGUCUUCCCUCCUGUGGCCCUUGAACACGGGGGCACUAAUGAGAAAGGGUCUUUGCAUGACGCAGAAGGGUAACCCAGAAGUCUCUGAAGAGAAUCUCUUUCCUGUGCUAAUAGCAGGCAGAUAGAAGUAUUAAUACAUAUUCCUUGUGUUCCAGUUCUUGGACAUCUCAGUAAGUGCAGGAGUGUUUCUUCUGAGCCGAGAAAACACAAGUGUUUCUCACCCUUCACUUCAAAUGCACCAGUUCUACAAGUGGACAGAAAGAAGACGUGGGGCGGGCAGUAAAAGGCAGUGCACAGAAGUAGUGCAUGACUCCAGAUGACAGUCAAGGUGCUUUUAACUUGCAAUACCCUCCAUUCGUGGCACAGAAGUGGAUCUCCAGCUCUGAGUGGGGUGGAGCUGAACUGAAAAGCUGCCCUGGCCGGGAUUUGCUCCCCUGCCUUAGGGCACAGAGUAGAGUCAAUCCACCACUAAUAACAAUUAGUCACAAUCUCCGGUCUUGCCUCAUCUUCUUGAGAACUGCUGUGUGCAGCUAAGCACCGAAGAGGAAAAGGUUACAAAGCAAACUCUGAGUAAUCCGGGAUGGGAGAGGGUCUCCUACUCCAAAUCUUGCAGUGCUUUGCAGCCCAAUAUGUUUCUUGAAGAUAAUCACAGAGCACCAGCAUACGUGUCCAUCGACUUGCUUUCCACAAUUAUGGACUUGGUGGCAUGGGGCUUCCCUCACUGACUGGCAAUAGCCAAGAGAGCAAUAUUGUGGAGAGAGUAAUUGAAACUGAAGCACAAGUUCAUACUAAUGUAAUGCCUGUUCCACAGGCCACUGGUCGUACAGAGGUUGCCACUGCUGCGUGCUGAUUGACUCAUGGAUACAUUGCUGGUAAUGAUCUGUCCUGUGCUCCAACCUGAUCAGCCUCAGGCCAAACGAUCAGAUCAAAUCAGCUGGGGUGGAACCUCAGCU
Messenger RNA from Cuculus canorus (common cuckoo), 9761 nucleotides. RefSeq names its product spindle and centriole associated protein 1 (gene SPICE1). The record is from RefSeq and is a predicted model, not a curated record. Bases 1 to 2457 code for a protein of 818 amino acids. Lineage: Eukaryota; Metazoa; Chordata; Aves; Cuculiformes; Cuculidae. Gene Ontology annotation, cellular component: centrosome; spindle; centriole. Gene Ontology annotation, biological process: metaphase chromosome alignment; regulation of centriole replication; mitotic spindle assembly. The transcript is spliced from 19 exons.